Molecule: messenger RNA, 1680 nt
Organism: Rhizopus microsporus ATCC 52813
Lineage: Eukaryota; Fungi; Mucoromycota; Mucoromycetes; Mucorales; Rhizopodaceae
Exons: 4
Coding region: 451-1488 (345 amino acids)
Biological process (GO): positive regulation of transcription by RNA polymerase II
Cellular component (GO): RNA polymerase II transcription regulator complex
Molecular function (GO): DNA-binding transcription factor activity; protein dimerization activity
Source: RefSeq, a predicted model, not a curated record
AUUUCUUUCCUGUUACACGCUUUUAUAAUAAAUGAACCUAUUUGCACGUCAUUGAAUGGUAUUGAAAUAAACACUAAACGUAUUCAUAGAUAAAAAGAAAAACAAUAAAGAAGGGGAGUGAAUGGGGGCUUUUCAUUGUGGGCGUGCUUGGGAAAUUUAGUUAAUAUAUCAAUGAUCGGUUGUAGAUCGAAGGAUUAAAUGGGGUAUGGAGAUUUCGAUGCCCUUUUCAUUGAGCAAAAAGGGUGCCCGUUGUUACUUUUUUGGUCCUUCUGACCAUUCAAUGACCGUCUUCCUUGCGAAUCCUUUCCUUUACGACAAUUCCUCAUCCUGUAUUGCUAAAAGAUUGACUCCGAAUUUUUGUUAUAUUAAAUUAAACUUUUUUUACAAAAAAUAUAUAAAAGUCAUCCCUUUGUCCAUUCUUCUUCUUUUUUCUUUCGAGUCUUUUUUCUUAUGAAUCAAAAUACUGAAAGAAAGAAAUCAACAUCUCCCAGUAUUCAACAGCCAUCUCCAUUAUCUACAGAAUCACCUUCAGCCCGCCAAAGGGCUCCUUCUUAUCCGAACGGGAUCACUUUUUCACCCACACUGACUGAAAGUCAGCACAAGUACUUGACCUAUCUGGAGAAAAGAUCAGCUCACAAUGCCUUGGAAAGACAACGAAGGGAAGGCCUGAACUCAAAGUUUCAGGAACUAGCCCAUGUGCUGCCUUCAUUACAACAAGUGAAAAGACCAAGUAAAAGUAUGAUUGUUGCUAAAUCACUCGAAUUUGUAUCGACAGCGACAAAAAGAGAAUCCGAAUAUCGAGAUGAAUUACUUGCCCUUCGUAAAGAGAAUGCCCAGCUCCUGAGACAGGCAAGUCUUUGCAAAAAGCGUCGAAAGGAAGCCAUUGAUCAGUCAAGGCAAUCCGAUGCUAAGCAAUCCGUUGAUUCCGUUCUAACACCCAUCAUCAAAUCAAAAAGUUCAGCUGGUAAAUUAAAGCCUCAGAUACGUGAGCCUUCUUCUUCAGCAACGCCACCACCCUCUCCAUCUCACCUGACUAAACGAAAGAGAUCAACAGACGAGUCAGUACGGGAAGAUCAAGAACCGGACAAAAAGAAACACAAAGUACAAGUGUCCUGUCAUGCUGGCGAUACAAGUAGACGAUCGUCUGCGUCUUCUAGUGCAACUGCUCCUACAACCACGCAACGAUAUAAUCAAUUCCGCAUGAUCCACAAUUCAUAUUCGCCUAUCAUGACGGAUUUUUCACAAAACUUGGUAUAUACUUCGUCACCUCCAGAGCCUCACGUUGUACCACUGAAUGCAAACUCGCUUGUGUCCUCAAUACCAGCUGUCAGAACACCUGUUGUUAAUAUAGGCAAUCAACCAGAACAACAACAACAACAACAACAACAACAAAUGCAACCCAUAUAUGACGUUAAUCUCUUUGAGAUUUUUUCUCCAAUUAUGCAAGAUGCUUCUUUUGAUGAUUUACCCUAUCCUUGGGAAUACUAAACACACAAUAUAUUUAAUACUAGCUAUACCCCCUUCCAUGUUUUUUUAAGACCAAUCUUUUUUUAUGCAAACUAUAGUGUAUAUGUCCUUACAAGGCAUGGUCUUUUGUUUGGUCUGAAUUUGUUCUUUUUAUAUUGAAAAAGGGAAAAUAUAUAUAUAAUAAUGUAAAUAUUCUUUUAUUAUUUAUUUUCA